AUGAUGUCGUCUGACAACAUUGCCCAGUUUCGGCAGUUUCUACUCGAGCUACCCAGAAAAUAUAACUAUAAGUACUCCAAAACCGCCACUCUACAUUUGAGAAGAGCUUUGUACUUUGCCUUCACAGACUCUGGAAGAUUUUUGCCACAAUUCUUUGGUAACUAUCCCCAGGAAUCAAUUCCUCGCUCAUGGUCACAAAUUCAGGCGUUAUCAUCGGUAAAAGAAGACUGGAUACUUCAUAAGUUACACAAACAGCAUCCAGCACAUCCAAAUGUGCCUUGUGCCAAAUUAUUUAGGAAAAAUGAGUCAGUAUACCGUUGUUUGACAUGUGGUUUGGAUGAUAGUUGUGGAUUAUGUGAAGACUGUUUUGUCGAAGAUCAGCAUAUAGGUCACGAAGUUUACAUUUCCAUUUGUACCAGAGAUAUUGGUGGUGUGUGUGAUUGUGGUGAUGCAGAAGCAUGGGUCAUCAACAAUGACUGUAAACAUCGCAAAACGCCCGAAGUAAGUGAAGAUGAUAUAUCCCAGGAGUUGAAGGAUUCUAUGUUUCAGACUUUGGCUUGUGUUGUUGAUUACCUUGUCGACAUUUUAUCGGUAUCUGCCCCGCAGCUCUUGACCACUUGCUCGACGUCAACCAUAAUUGAUCAAUCGAACUCUGCUCUGUUGAGCUCAGAAAAAUAUGGAGCCGUUGAUGUAAAUUCUGAAAAGUAUUUUCUCGUCUUAUACAAUGACCAAUCAAAACAUUACACAGACGCGGUUGAUAGAAUCAGAAUAGCGACUAUGAAGGUCCCGGAGUUUGCAGAAAUGGUUGCUAAACAGUGCCAUACGACAGGCAGAGCCAUAGUAUUGGGAUCCGAUAAUCUCGAAUUCUUAAUUCAGAGGAAGGCAAUACUUGACGCAACUGGUCUUUGCUCAUGUAUAAAGAGUUAUAGGGAGUUUUUCAGGGAAGAAAUGUGUGGUGAAAUUAUUAAUUGGAUGAGAGACAUCAAUAUGGGCCCGGUUGCUGGCAAUUAUAGGGUAUGUCAAAAAUUACUCUGUAAAGCUCUUUGUAGUAAAUGGGAUCUGGGUGUGGAGCCAGUGUCUGAUGAUUUAUUGGGCCAAUUUAUACCUGGAAGGCUUCAGGAUAACAAAAUUCCUAUAUAUCCUACAAUUGUUGGCAAACUCGCUCAUCAAACAGACAUAUAUUGGAAAUCAUGCACCGAUGACCAAACUCUUGAAGUGGAAAGAGUAUGGGAUGCUCCAAAAGAUAUUUGUGAAGAAUGCGACUAUGAUCCCCUGCGGUCCAGUGUCAACACCGAUCCAAUCCAUGGCUCUCGUUUGCAAUAUCUACUUAUCUUUGAUCAUAGAUUAUGGAAAUCUGCCAGAGUAUUACUUCAUGAAAUUUAUGUCUCUUUGGUUGUAUCCAACCAUGUUUACAGAUCAUUAGUGACUUGUCAAUAUGCUGAUGUAUAUCCUUUAAUUGCUGAGAUAUUUUUAGUACUCGACAGAGAGUUUGAUUGGAGUUUUAUGUCCAACUUGUCGGUGCAAUUAUUUACCAGCCCCUCUCAUGCCACAAUGUUGAGUAAACAUGGAGAGGUUAAGAAGCUUAUAGCUGUGACUUAUGGAUUUUUAACAACUGGUCAUAUUACAUUCAGUAAUCCAAACUCAUCAGAUCUCGUCCAUAGGAAGAAGCCAUCGGUACAGUUAUCAUCAUUGAAAGUAAGGAGGUGGAAUCAACUUUUUUUUGAUGUAGGUUAUAUCUUGCAAAGAUCUGAAACCUGUGAUGUUUUUUUUCAAAAGGAUUUUGUCAUGCAAGUUUGCGAUUUGAUAACUUUAUUCAAUGGUUUACCGAUUACAAAGAGAGAAUCUGUCGAACAUGUUGAAUACGAAACUAAUGAUUACCCUUUAUAUUUCAAUGGUGUCAGUAUAAUUGCUCAUUUUGCCAGAUCUGUAGUUAAAUGUGCUUUGAAACUUGAAAAUCGAGAAAAAUAUGUUAAAGCAUCAAUUUUUUGGAUCCUUGAAAAGUUUAUACUCUUGCUAGAUGAAUCAUACCUUAAUGAUGAUACUUACAACAAAGAUAAUGAAACGAGUGAUGGAAGUGCUUCGAAGAUGUUAGAUAGAGUUGAUAUGUGUUUUCGCAACACAAUGGGAGAUGUUGAGGUAAUGGGUAUCAAAAGACAAGUCUUGAAGUUCAGAGUUGAUAGAGACGUUGUAUGUUUCUUACAUCCGUUAUCUACCUAUUUGAGCUACCUGGUUGAAUUUUGUGACAUGAGUGAUCCAGAAGAACUCAGACAAAUAAUUCAGGAGGCUCCAAAGGUUGAAAUUCGUACUUCAGACCAUAACUCAUUCACCCAUACGAAAGAAUAUCAUGAUCAAUGUGAAAUCAACAGAAAGAUUGUAUGGAACAUAAUUAUUGACUAUUCUCUCAGAACUAUUGUUUUGUUAUCACAAAUAAAAGUUGGUUUUUGGGUUCGCAAUGGUUACAGUGCCAGAUCUCAAUACCAUAAUUAUAGAAACUUGGGACUACGUGAAUAUGGCUUCAUUAGAGAUAUCUACUUGGUACAAUGUUUUUGUGUUACUGAAGCCGACCAUGAUACUGUUUCUGCUACAAUAAUUGAAAGGUGGGGACUUAUUCCUUGGACAAAUGAGCUCUAUGAAGAUGUCGAGAUUUAUUCCACCCCUCAAACUUUACAGUUUAUUGUCGAAGAAAUGUUAAAUUUCUUUAUUAUUUUAUUUGAAACUAAUGACCACUUGUUGAACUUGACGGAUAUUGAAAUCAAUGAGCAAAGGCUAAUCAAGGACAUUGUUCAUUAUUUAUGCUUUGAACCUUUGAUGUACACGGAAUUAUGCUCGGAACUACCAGACCAUAUCACUAAUGACAGAAGAUUUGAGUAUAUGCUAAAUAAGGUUGCAGAUUAUGUGUUGCCACCGGGCUCAACAACUAAUGGUCGUUAUAAGUUGAAGGAGGAAUAUAUGAAUGAAAUAAACCCAUAUUAUGUUCAUUAUACUUCUAAUAAGAGAGAUGACGCGGAAAAGUUAGUUCGUGAACGACAACUCGAAAAUUGGAAGAAAAAAUUCCAGGGUGAGAAAUUCAAUGAUAAAUUGCUGUAUCAGGAUACCUAUUUUGAACCAAAAAAAAUUGAAACUGUGCAAUUUUACCAAAAUCUUAACUCUUUCACAAAAUCUGUAUUUUUCCUCAAGUUUUUGAAAAGUACUCUAAACUUCAUUUUGCAAAAUGGGAAAAGAUCUAUCCAAAGUUCUGAAGUGCUUAUUAAUCUCGUCUUGCACUUGAUUCAUGUAUGCAUUGUCAACGAUAAUGAUGAUGGCUUUUCUAAAAUGUGUUUCACUGAUUUGGAUGAUAAAUUGGCCUCAGGUGUCCCAACCGAAGAGCCUCAGAGUAUUAGUGGGUUACUUUACCUGAUCUUGUCCCUCAAAAAUAAUGUUAAAAACAAGACGGGGGACAGUGGGAAUGUGCAAAAAACUGAAUUUGAGAUCCAUCAAAGUAAGAUUAAAGCAAUUUUUAAAGAUAUGAAGGUCAGCGACGGUGAUAAAGAAGAAUAUCUCCGAAAAUCUUUUGAAGGAUUUGAUCCAAGCGUUAUCUUGAGUACAAUUGAUAAAGAAUUGGAAAAGGAAGAUACACAAAGAUCAGAUGAGGAUAGCGUUGUUCUAAGUGAAUUUGAAAGGAAGAAAAAAAUGGCGGCACAACGGAAGGCUAAAAUUUUGGCAGCUUUCAAGAGACAGCAAUCCAAGUUUAUAGAGAAAAACCAAAAUAUCAUUGAAGAUAUCAAAGAUCAUGGACAUGGUAAUCAUGAUGUUGAUAUGAAGGAUGGUGAUGAAAUUUCUGAAGAUACCACAUUUGAAAACAGUGAUGAUGAGGGUCGUCCGGGCUGGAAAUUUCCUGAAGAAUCUUGUAUCUUGUGUCAAAUGCCAGCGGAGGGAAAAGAGGACAUUUUUGGGAUUUUGACGUACGUGACGGAUUCUUCUGAGUUCAGAAAUAUUCCAUUUGACAGCAAGUAUUGGGUGUAUAAAGCUUUUAGCGCAGAUGUCAAUUUAGAUGAGGAGAUAUCUGAUCCAGAUUACAAACAUCCUCGCUAUCACCAUCCAAGGUAUCAUCAACUUCAAUCAGCUCCCGCAACAAAGGUUUCAUUAUCAAAAUGUGAGCAAUAUUUGAAAAAAGUUGAAAAAGAAAGUGUUAUUGGCCCGGGAUUCCCUGGUAAUGAUUCAUGCUCCGUAAUGAGCCAUCCGAUUACAACUAGUUGUGGUCAUGGUAUGCAUUUAUCUUGUUUCAAGAACCACUUGGCAGCAACACAAAAGAGAGUCACCCAUUUCACUAGGACGCUUCCUGAGGACUUAACAAAUGGCGAAUUUAUAUGUCCAUUGUGUAAAGCAAUCAAUAAUACAUUGGUGCCAGUGUUAUCAUACUCAAAUAAUAUUUCUUUGUCAAAGUUUGUUGAACGUCCAAGCAAUGAUGCGUGGUAUAAACCAUUUGAUAAUUUCUCUAAGAAUAAUAUUGAGAAAGUGUUACGUUCGGACUAUCAACAAUUAGUUUAUGAUGAACUUAAGGAAUCAUCUUUGGAAACAAUCCAAUCAAGAUAUAAAUCACUUUUCUUCAAUGAAAGUGGUGAAUCUGAAAGAUUUAAAAAUUUUCACAAAAGAUUCAGAAAGCUUCAUGAGGCUUUAUGCUAUAUUACCUUAUCUUACUUCAAAGAAAAUAUUAGUACACUAUUAGCUCACACUAUCAAAUCGGUUGAGAUCUCACUUCGGGGUGUUUCUUAUGAUGAAGGGUAUAAAAGGCUCGUUAUUUAUCAAUUGUCGCAUAGAGAUAUCACCACUUUGCGUAUUUGGAGUGAGUAUAAAAAGUAUUUUGUCAUGUUUAAUGUCAAAGAGGAAAUGACCACUGCAAAUAACGAGCAUGCAUUAAGCUCAAAUGCUUCAGCUAUUUUAUCUAGUUUUAAUAGAGAAAAUGAUCUCAAAUCUGUUAUCGAUGACCCGAUGACUAUAAUUGAACACUACAUUGGUUUAUUGAAAUUAUUGGCGUCAAAGGAGAUUUUCAAUAUUGGCAACGUUGAUUUAUUUGAAUUAUUGGUUUCAAUCAUUCCAUUGAAGUGCUUUAAUUUUUCAUUUAAUUCAGUGUUGACCAUGUGUUAUCUUGUGGAAAUUUUCAAGAAUGCUUUUGUGUUGGUUACCAAACUUUUUACCAAUAAAUCUAUGAUGCUCCAUGAAGCUGAUAUUUCUAUCUUGGACUUGCCGCCACUUGAGUCAAUUACUGAUACACAAGCUAAUGAUGCGACAGAAAUCUUUAAGAGGUUGGCCCAUUGUGUUCACAAUACUGAUGCUUUAAAUAUGAAUGAAUUUACAGAUGAUACAAGAUUUGGCAAGGUAUUUUACACCAUGAUGAUGAAAUCCAUUGCUCCAUUCUUGAGACGAUGUGCAAUUUGGGCAUUUGUUAAUUGCUCUAACGAUAUCGAUAUUGUUAUUGAUGAUAGUAUGAAUGAGCCAGAUAAAUUGUGUUUGUUUUUGAAUAUUGAUAAUUUCGGGACGAUGUUACAUAAGGUUGUUCUGAAAUCCACUUAUGAAGCGGAGAAGUUCAAAGGAUUUAUUGAACGAAUGAAAUUAUACUCGUUCUUAAACGUGUUGACGAAACCAAGUUUACAAAUUGAUUAUCCUGCAAGGGUGGAGUUGGUGAAUUUACCAGCAAGAAUGGAUUUUUUCUACACCGAACACGUUUAUCCUAGAAUCACUUAUGAUUUGACUUAUGAUCCGGCAGUGUGCUUGUUUUGCGGUAAAGUGAUGGAACUUCAAGAAUCCGUGGUUGGUUUCUUCAAAGUUGGUGAGUGUAAUUUGCAUUACGAAACAGAAUGUAUUAACGAUUGUGGGUUGUUCUUGUUACCGAAACAUGGUUCGAUAUUAUUAUUACACAAUGGCAAUGGCUCCUUCUAUGAUGCUCCAUAUUAUGAUCAGCAUGGUGAAUUGCUGAAGGAUACAAGACAAGGUCAUCCUUUGCAUUUGAAUAUCACCAAGUACAGGGAAUUCAUUAGGAAUUUUUGGUUGCAGCAUAACGUUGCCAAUUAUGUGACGAGAAAGUUAGAAUCUUGUAUUGACGUUGGGGGUUGGGAGACUUUGUGA
Messenger RNA from Saccharomycopsis crataegensis, 6102 nucleotides. Its product is annotated as putative ubiquitin-protein ligase. Lineage: Eukaryota; Fungi; Ascomycota; Saccharomycetes; Ascoideales; Saccharomycopsidaceae. Gene Ontology annotation, molecular function: ubiquitin protein ligase activity; zinc ion binding. Gene Ontology annotation, biological process: ubiquitin-dependent protein catabolic process via the N-end rule pathway. The transcript has a single exon. The record is from RefSeq and is a predicted model, not a curated record. The coding region runs from base 1 to 6102 and encodes 2033 amino acids.